ACUACAACAGAACUAGACUGACCAUUCUCCAAAUCCACCUUUCUGUGCCUGACAAAGUAACUGGAGGAACUGCAGUAAACGAAACGCAAGACCACGAAAAAUUGGUACAGGAGGGAACGUAACACGUUAAAGAGGAAAAUAAUCGGGAAGGAGACUAUACAUAAAUUCCGUUUGUGGACCGAAGUGCUCGUAGCGAACAUCACAUCACUGUUUGAGGCAUCGGAGUCGUUUUUCCGCGACUUUUUGCUCGGCGAUUUUCCGCUUUGACUUUUGCGAACCAUCCGUAGGCCAUCACAAAACUAAGGGCUCUGUUGCCAAACCGACAAACGUCAAAAGAAAUUUAUCGCUUCUUCGUGCAGUUCCUCACAUUUAUCAUAUAAAAUAUUCCCCGAAAGUACUUAUCGUAAUACAAACUUUGUUCAACAACAAAGAACAAUUGUUUUUGUAUGAAAAUUAUUCAAAAAAUUGUCACACAUGACAACCAGGUGGUUAAAAAUAAACAAAUGUCAAGUAAACAAUAAAAACAAGCCUCAUUUACCUAUUCCGCAGAUUUUAUCCCAACAAAUUCACGUUUAAAUGCAAAAAAACUGUAACAUAACCACCACUUAAUACGGUUUAUGAAUAAUAAUCAAAUAAUUAAAAAUUCGAACCUAGCGACAUCUACAUAAUAAAAUUUAAAACAAAAUCGUUGCACCAGAGAUGGCGCCAUACCACAAAAAGAAGAAGAAGACGAUCAAUUUUUGACGUUUAAUAACCUAGAAAUAAACUGUACACAAAAUGUCAAGAAAUAACAUAAAAAUUCUUCCGGGGGCUCUAGUAUGCGACGAGUCCAAACUCAGGGGCGAUAUUACGAUAGGGGCUGGAACUAUAAUACACCCCUGUGUUAAUAUUAAUGCGGAGGCUGGCCCUAUUAUAAUAGGGGACAGCUGUUUGAUAGAAGAGCAAGUCUCCAUAACGCAUAGGUUACCUUUCGAUCAGCAAGAAAAAGAAAAUACUCCUGUGAUGAUAAUUGGGUCCCAUAACGUCUUUGAAGUUGACUGUACAGUGGAGGCGGCCAAAAUUGGCAAUAGCAACGUUUUCGAGGCAAAAUGUUAUGUCGGGCCUAGAGUUACGGUGUCAAAUGGUUGCACAAUCGGGGCUGGGUGUAGGCUGACCGAAGAGCAAAUUUUGAAGGAGAAUAUCACGGUUUUUGGGGCGGAUUGUCAAAUGAGGGAGGCUAUCGAUGUGCCAGCUAAACAAACUUUACAAAUGGACACCUUGAUGAAAAUGCUACCAAAUUAUCAUCACAUUAAAAAACCCAACAAAAAAACUGAUGCUUUUAUAAAACAAAUUUAAUCAUAAUUUUUUAAGUUUAAUUAUUUAAUAUAAUUGUAAAA
This is a messenger RNA of Brassicogethes aeneus, 1376 nucleotides long. The record is from the annotation of a GenBank genome assembly. Lineage: Eukaryota; Metazoa; Arthropoda; Insecta; Coleoptera; Nitidulidae.